Molecule: messenger RNA, 431 nt
Organism: Rhizophagus irregularis DAOM 181602=DAOM 197198
Lineage: Eukaryota; Fungi; Glomeromycota; Glomeromycetes; Glomerales; Glomeraceae
Molecular function (GO): protein binding
Source: RefSeq, a predicted model, not a curated record
ACGAUUCAUCAGGUGAUGAUUCUAUCCAAACGAGAAGAACUACAGCGGACAAGUACGAUUCAUCAGGUGAUGAUUCUAUCCAAACGAGAAGAACUACAGCGGACAAGUACGAUUCAUCAGGUGAUGAUUCUAUCCAAACGAGAAGAACUACAGCGGACAGGUACGAUUCAUCAGGUGAUGAGUUCCAAACGAGAAGAACUACAGCGGACAGGUACGAUUCAUACGAGAAGAACUAGAAAGUAUAACUACAAUGAAUUUAAUAGGAAAAGAUAAAAGUCAACGUAUAAAUUACAUUCCUUUGGUAACUGUGAUUUUGAAAUGAAUAUUGGUUUCUCGGAAGUAGUUAUAUAAACAAAUAACUAUUAUUUUACACCAUAUUAAUUUAUAGAAGUAAAUGUCAAUUUUUAUCAUUAUUAAAAUAAAGAAAUUAU